Messenger RNA from Gloeophyllum trabeum ATCC 11539, 832 nucleotides. Its product is annotated as ubiquitin-like protein. The transcript is spliced from 6 exons. Gene Ontology annotation, cellular component: nucleus. Gene Ontology annotation, biological process: protein sumoylation. The record is from RefSeq and is a predicted model, not a curated record. Gene Ontology annotation, molecular function: ubiquitin-like protein ligase binding; protein tag activity. NCBI's taxonomy places the organism in Eukaryota, Fungi, Basidiomycota, Agaricomycetes, Gloeophyllales, Gloeophyllaceae. The coding region runs from base 57 to 335 and encodes 92 amino acids.
GUCCGACGCAAUCAUCAAUUGUCUUUAUAUCCGUACCUCCGCUUCUACCAUUCACGAUGGGCGCCUCAGAAGAAGUCGAAGACGUCAAGCCGAAGAUUAACGUUGUGGUCAACUUCGAGGGUACCAAUACGACGGUGAAGCUCAAGGUGAACACUACGUUCAAGAAGGUGUUUGAUGCGGUGGAGAAGAAGUUCGGGUUCGCAGAAGACUCCCUGCGGUUCUUCUAUGAGGACAAGCGGCUAAGCAAGGAGGAGACACCAGCAGAUGUCGGGUUGGAGGAUGGGGACAUGAUUGACGCUCAUGUACAGCAGCUCGGUGGUGGCUUGAUUUGCUAGUAUUCCACUAGGCAUGGCCCCUGAAUAUACUGUAUUCACUUGGAUGGAUUGUUGUCUUGUUCUACUUAUGCUCUCCUAAUUCAUAAUCUUCUGCUAUCUUCGUGAUGGCCUGCCUGUUAGUAUUCCAGCUGCUACUAGUAUCGACGAAGCGCCGCGGCACCCGUACCACCAGGACAUCACUCAGCUUCCUUGGCCGCUUUCCGUUUCGCAGCCCAUUCCUUUGCUUUGGCACGUCUGGCAGCCUUCAUAGCCUCCUCCUUAUCAGUGUCUCCUGCCUGUUCUUCCGCGAUAGCGCCCGCUGCGUCUGCUUGUGCCUCGCCUAUCUCCCGCUUACUAGAGCCGCCACCCCUAUCGUCAUCACCACCCUUCUCGCUACCCUCAUCCUCAUCACUAUCGCCAUACCCCGCCAACCCUCCCAACGCCGGCUUCUCACUCUCCUUCUCUUUCGCUCGUGCUUGCUCCUGCCUGACGCCCGCCUUGACCGUGCGCCACGCUCG